Messenger RNA from Odocoileus virginianus texanus, 2943 nucleotides. NCBI's taxonomy places the organism in Eukaryota, Metazoa, Chordata, Mammalia, Artiodactyla, Cervidae. The record is from RefSeq and is a predicted model, not a curated record.
UCUCGGCUCGAUUUCCCUACCCCAGGAGGUCAAACAGCUCUUCGGAGCUCCAGGCCGAUGCUGGAGGAUUCUGCCCUGAGUGAACCCCGAGGCAGAGUUCUCCAGGGACCUCCCGCCUGGGGAGCCACCCAGCUGUUCAGACCCCGUUAUUGGGAACAGGGAGUUGGCCUUACAAUGAGGAUUCACUUCUGUUUUCAACCCAGUGAAACCACGGAUGCUGAGAUCAAGAUGAAACAAUUUGGUGAUACCUGUGGAUAAGACAACUCACAAGACACCAAAAUGUGUUCAGAGUGACAGUUGAGUAAGAUUCAAGAAAUUUUGCUGCCAAGCCUCAUCUCUUCAACAGCAUCAUCCAGCAACCAGAAGAAACCUCAAGCUAAGAAACCCUAAUGAUGAAAAAUACAGAUCUAUCCGGAUUGGAAACACAACUUUUUCUACUCGACUCUUGCCUGUCAGAGGAGCUGUUGAAUGUUUAUUUGAAAUGGGAUUUGAAGAGGGAGAAACACAUCUUAUCUUUCCUAAAAAAGCUUCAGUGGAGCAGCUGCAAAAAAUCCGUGACCUGAUUGCCAUAGAGAGAAGUAGCAGAUUGGAUGGAUCAGAGAAGAGCCACAAAAAAGAGUUAUCUCAGCACCUUGCAGCCAGCUCUCAGCUUCCUACAGCACCUUCUUCACACCCUGACGGUGUGACCCAGCCUCCAGAGAACAGUGAAGGGCGGGCACCCAGACCCCGACUGGCUCCAACGGUUGCUGACAAUUCAGUCAUUCUAAAAGUUCUUCGGUCCAACAUUCAGCAUGUACUGGUCUAUGAGAACCUUGCUCUCCAGGAGAAAGCACUGGCUUGUAUUCCAGUCCAAGAACUGAAAAGGAGAUCGCAAGAAAAGUUAUCUAGAGCCAGAAAAUUGGAUAAAGGUACUAAUGUAAGUGAAGAGGAUUUUCUUUUGCUGGAGCUUUUACACUGGUUCAAGGGAGAAUUUUUUCACUGGGUGAACGACGUUGUGUGCAGUAAGUGUGGUGGCCAGACUAAGUCCAGAGGCGAGUCAUUACUCCCCAGCGAUGAUGAGCUGAAGUGGGGUGCCAGCAGAGUAGAGGACCACUACUGUGACGCCUGCCAGCUCAGCAGCCGAUUCCCACGGUAUACUAAUCCCGAGAAGCUUCUGGAGACGAGAAGUGGGCGGUGCGGGGAGUGGGCCAACUGCUUCACGCUGUGCUGCCGUGCCCUGGGCUUUGAAGCCCGCUACGUCUGGGAUUACACAGACCAUGUCUGGACGGAGGUGUACUCGCCGUCUCAGCAGCGCUGGCUGCACUGCGACGCAUGUGAGGACGUCUGUGACAAGCCCCUGCUCUACGAGGUCGGCUGGGGCAAGAAGCUCUCCUACGUCAUUGCGUUCUCUAAGGACGAGGUGGUUGAUGUCACUUGGCGAUAUUCUUGUAAACAUGAAGAGGUAAUCUCUAGAAGAACUGAAAUUAAAGAGGAAUUACUUAGAGAAACUAUUAAUGGACUUAAUAAGCAGAGGCAAGUAUCUUUGUCAGAAAACAGAAGGAAAGAACUUCUUCAGAGGAUCAUUGUGGAACUUGUUGAAUUUAUAUCUCCCAAAAACCCUAAGCCGGGAGAACUUGGAGGAAGGACAUCUGGGUCCUUGGCCUGGAGAGUCGCCCGAGGUGAAGCGGGUCCAGAGAGUAAAGAAACCCUGUUCAUCCCCUCUGAAAAUGAGAAGAUUUCUAAACAGCUGCACCUUUGCUAUAAUAUUGUAAAAAAUUAUUAUGUCCGAGUUUCAAGUAAUAACCAAACCAUUUCUGGAUGGGAGAAUGGUGUGUGGAGAAUGGAAUCCAUAUUCAGAAAAGUUGAAACAGACUGGAACAUGGUGUAUUUAGCCCGCAAGGAAGGAUCAUCUUAUGCUUACAUUUCCUGGAAGUUUGAAUGUGGGUCAGUUGGCCUAAAAGUAGACAGUAUUUCCGUUCGGACAAGUAGUCAGACCUUUGAGACUGGAGCAGUACAGUGGAAGCUGAGCUCUGAUGCUGCGCAAGUAGCGCUGACAGGCGAUAAAACUCUUCGCUCCUAUCAUGAUUUUUCUGGGGCCACUGAAGUUAUCCUGGAAGCAGAAUUAAGCAGAGGAGAUGGUGUUGUUGCUUGGCAACACACCCAGCUGUUUAGACAAAGCUUAAACGACCAUGAAGAAAAUUGUUUGGAGAUAAUUAUAAAAUUCAGUGACCUUUGAGAACCUGAGCGUUACAGAGAAGCUGGCAAUGAUCAAGGACAUAGCUUGUUCCAAAGCAGUCUGCUGGUGCCGUGCAUGCUUAGUUGGCAGUCUGCUCUCCUCUGGUAGCACGUUUCCCUGUUGGCUCUCCAUCAUGUAACCCUCAUGAAAAUAUAUACCAUGGACCACAAUGAAACCUCGAAUUAAAAGCUCCUUUCCAUAUGUGACUCUGAUUUGGAGUGAAAUCUUACUGCCCCACUAUGAGAAUUUAACUUAAAAAUUGUAAUUGUGGCUUUAAAAGUAAAGUGAAGGUAUUCAUGACUAAAUACUGUUAAGGAUUAUGGUGAAAUCUUCAGCUAAUAAUACUAAUUUGACAGUUUCUGAUCAGCCUUUAAUUUUUCCAUAAGUAGCUAAAAUAGAUUUCAUAAGAUUUUAAAUUUUUAAUAAAUGUGAACAUGUAUCUCAUGUUAUAAUGCAUGAAAAUUUUUAUGAUUGUAAAUAUGUAGGCAUUUAAGAAAUAAAUUAUUUUGCGUUACAUCUUUUUAGUGGUUACUUUGGCCAAAUAAAAAUCUUAAGUAUGCUAAACAUUGAAAACCACUUGAAUAGCCAAGAAUUAUGAAAACAACAUUGCAUAAAUUCAAUACAUUAUAAAUCCAUGGUAUGUGGACACUUCUGAGAAUGCUUUACUGUUGAGUUUAUUUUUGAGUAUUUUUAUCUACCUCAUUGAAUAAAACGUUUUUUCUUGACUU